CAAUGGGAGUUGGCUUGUGGAGCAAACACUGGGCGCUGCGUUCCCAUUCAUUCAGUGCAGAACAGGCCCACAGAGCAGAAGGGAGCGCACAGAGGACACAGCGUUUAUUUUCUCUCCCUCUCUCUCUAUCGCUCUCUCUCUCUCCCUGCUUCUUCCUCCGCACCACAGCGCGCAUUUCACUAGAAUUAAAGGCCAGAGCGCAGUCGCUGCUCCCAACAGUGUUGGAUAUAAGCUCGCAUUCUUCCCGGACGCGCGUUUUCGUCUUCUGUGCCACUCUUUUUAACGGGACUUCUUUAACUGGCUGCCUCACAAAUCGGCCUCCCAAGUGCGUAGCAGCUCCCCACGGCCACGGGUGACUUGUGUCUUUUCUUCAUCAAGAACUCCGCCGUGGAUUUAUGCAUGCGCACCCAGCGCUGAACUUUUACUCCACGCAGACACCGAAAGCAAAGGGAAUAACGCAGAGGAAGGAAUAUUUUUUUCGAGCUUGGAUUAUCCAUGUUAUGCGCUAGACCUCGCAGUCUGCGCUUGGACAUUGACCCUUUCCCGUUUUAUGGAGUUUUGCUAAAUCAUUUGGUUGAUGGAUUCCACGUUAUGGAUGCUUGCAUAUAGGUUUUCCAAUGCAUGUCCACGGUGAAUGUCGGAAGUGGUGAUCCCCCCAGAUGGAGCUCCAAAGUCAACAUGGCCCCGCCGGAUCAUUAGUGGUGAUCCAGCAGCCUUCCCUCGACACCCGGCAGAGGUCGGAUUAUGAGCGGGAGCUCCAGCAUGCCGCCAUACUCUCCCUGGAACAAAUCAAGGCCAUCCGCUCCAGCAAUGAGUACACAGAGGGGCCCUCGGUGGCACGGAGGCCCCCAGCGCCCCGUGUGGCCCCCAGGCCCCAGGACAAGCAAGAACGGACUCAUGAGGUCAUCCUCGUCAAUGUGAACAACAACUAUGAGCGCCAGCCAUCGAGCCAUCACCACCACAGCGGGGGUGGCAUGGUGGUCGUGGCUGCAGGGCAGCACUACAGUGGCCCUCGGGCCCCGGGACUCAGCCGCUCCACCAGCACAGGAAGUGCUGCCAGUUCGGGGAGCAACAGCAGCGCCUCUUCGGAGCAGGGACUCCUGGCACGUUCGCCGCCGACAAGGCCCGGGGCGAGCUUGCAGCACCACCACCGAGCAGAGCGGCCCGUCCGGACUCAGCCCAAACCCAAGCCCCUUUUGCAGCCCCAGCAGGGACCUCACCUCCACCAGCCUCCCCUGGAGGCGCCGCUCAAGCCCCCCACCAAAGGGAAAUCAGACUUUGAGGUAGUGGCCGCUGCCGGGCACCAAUUCAUCUGCGAGCGCUGUGGGAAGUGCAAGUGCAGCGACUGCACGGCUCCCAGGAGCCUGCCCUCGUGCCUGGCAUGUAACGGCCAGUGCCUGUGCUCUGCGGAGAGCGCCCUGGAGCACGGCACGUGCAUGUGCCUGGCCAAAGGCAUCUUCUACCACUGCUCCAACGACGACGAAGGGGAUUCGUGCGCUGACCACCCCUGCUCGCUGUCACGCUCCCACUGCUGCUCCCGCUUCCUGUGCAUGGGAUUAAUGUCGGUACUCUUCCCCUGUCUGCUAUGCUACCCACCUGUCAAGGGCUGUCUGAAGGCAUGCCAGGCCUGUUAUGACCGGGUCAACAGGCCCGGCUGUCGCUGCAAGAACUCCAACACUGUGUAUUGUAAACUGGAGAGCUGGGCCCCACAGAGCCAGGAAAAGCCUUCCUGAUCGCUUCCUGUGUGUGUGAGUGUGUGUGUGUGUGUGCGUGUGUGUGUGUGUGCGUGCACAGGGCGCUCCUGAUGUGGAUCAUAUGAUAACAGUAAAAAAAAAAAAUAACAGUGACAGUCACAGAUUAAUGUUUAUCAAACGUUCUAAGCACCUCCCACACGACUCCUCUCCUGGCUGCAGAACCCGAAGGAGCAACAAAGGAGUAACGAAAACCACUCGAUAUUUUUUUUUUUGUUUUUUUAUUUUUUUGCUUUCUCUGGAUCAGGACCGUGUUUUUACAGACCAGUGUUUGCCUUAAUUCUUUGUCUGUCCUCAGAUUCCCUGAAUAACGCUAUUUUUGUACUCUAGUUAAGAAUGAAAAAGUGCUUCUUCCGUUUGAGGCGGGCAGCUUUCUCCCGGCCUGUGCCUGUUCGGGGCUGCCUCCCACCAAAUCUGUGAAGGACGAUCUGUUUAGGGCGAUUAUGUAGCUGUUACCUGGUGUUCGUAGCCGACAGGUUUGUUGCUGCCACGUUAAAGCUGUGGCCUCUCUGCUCGCGUUGCAUUAACAAAAGCACAUCCAUCUCAUAGUAUUCUCCACUCGGAUAUGUUUCUCCUUCCACCCGUCUGGACUGUUCACACACACUCUGUGGCAUUCUCCCAUGUUUUUUUUUUUUUUUUUUUUAAUUAUUAUUAUUUGUGUAAAUUGUAUGCUCCGUAAGAGGAAUCUUUGGCUAUUUUUUAAAAAGAAAAAAAAAAAUGUCUGUUAAAACAUUUUUUUUUUUUGUUGUAAAAAUAUUUAUUAUGUGAAGCUCUAUUAUUUUAUGAUAUUUAUUGCAAGAGACAGUCUUAAAUUUACUCAUGUCUGAAUAUAACAAAAUAUCAAAAUACUUACUGAAAAUUAAAGGGUGGCACAAAAGAAAACUAUGUUAACUUUAAUGCAGAAAAUAUAUUAAUUAAUGAAAAAUA
This is a messenger RNA of Fundulus heteroclitus (mummichog), 2678 nucleotides long. RefSeq names its product sprouty homolog 1, antagonist of FGF signaling (Drosophila) (gene spry1). NCBI's taxonomy places the organism in Eukaryota, Metazoa, Chordata, Actinopteri, Cyprinodontiformes, Fundulidae. Bases 660 to 1733 code for a protein of 357 amino acids. Gene Ontology annotation, biological process: negative regulation of fibroblast growth factor receptor signaling pathway; multicellular organism development; animal organ development. The transcript has 2 exons. The record is from RefSeq and is a predicted model, not a curated record. Gene Ontology annotation, cellular component: cytosol; membrane.